GUCUUUUGUUGUCCUAUCGCCGCUGGCGCUGCCCGGUAGUGCCGCUCUCCGCCUCAGGGCCGCGCGGGGCUGAGGAGCUCCCGCUCUGGAAACAGAGAAAAGAGGACGGGCGUGCCGGGGCGGCUGUCGCCGCUGGUGGGGAUCCGGAAACCCGAUUUUCUGUCUCUGUGCGGAAGCGGCCGAUGGAGCACGAGCAGCGGGAGGCGGAGCGGGAACACGGCCGCUACAUGGAGCGCCGGGCGGUGGCCAGAGAGCAGCUGGCGCAAAUAGAGGAGCACAAGCAUCAGGCAGACCUGGCCAAGCAGGAAAACAAAAGAGAAGGUGAAAAAAUACAAAGGCUGGGCCAGUUGUACCAACUGGAAAUUCAGAGAGGAAAAGAAAAGGAACAGGAGGAGAAACUAGAACGCCAGAGGCAGUAUCAUGAGCAUGCAGCUGAACAGGAAAAAAUUAAAAAUGAAGAGAAACAAAAAGAAGACAAAGAGGAUGAUCGAAUUAGGGCUUAUAUUAAAGAAAAAGAACUGAUGGCUGAUCUGAGAAGAGAGAAAGAUGCAGAGACCAGCAGGCUAAUUGAGGAGCACCAGGACAAAGCUUGUAAAAAACUAACUGCACAGAUGAACAAGGCAUUGAGGAUGGAAGAUGAUCGUCUUGAUCGAGCAGCUGCAGAGGUAGAAAAUGAGUACCAAGUGAAAAACAAAGAGAAAGAAGCUAAAAAGAAGGCUGCCAUUGAAUCUAUUGCUGAACACAGAGCCACUGAUGCAAAGAUGAAAUUGCAGAAGGAGAGAGAGGAAAAAGCAGAGGGUGAGAAGGACCGCAGUCAGUGGAUGACAGAUGAUCGUAUCUACCUGGAAAUGGAAAAAGCUAAGAAAGACAAACAGCAUGAUGCAAACGUAGAAUUACAGAAGUUUCGAAUCCAGCAAAUGGCAGAGAAACAGGCAAAAAAACAGCAGGAAAAACAAGCGGACUUGGACUACGAUGCGCAGAGAGAAGCCACCUUUCAUUAAGAGCAAAAAUUUCAGAGAUAAAGACAGUGAGUAACUUAAUGUGUCACGAAUGCAUGUAACUUUUAUUCUCCCUGCCAAGCAUCCAGGGUGGUAACAAGGCUCGGAUUUAGGCCUCCUAAGUAAGUUUUAUUCCUUUUUUUUUAAUUAUUCUUUUUUAAAUCAGAAUUAGUAUGGGAUACUGCUGGAACUCAGCUACAUCAGUGUGGCUGAACUACUACUUCAGAAAAGGUGCUUCAGAAAAGAAAAUGUACAAAGGAACAUUAAGGGUAUUCAGCAAGAAUUCAUAAAAUAUCAGCUGAAGAUUGUAAAAUUAAAUGAGUGUUUAUUCAGUAUACUAAAAAAAAAAGGCUUGUGUAGCACUAUCCCCAUCCUUCCUUGACAAAUGUAUGUGAGCUGCUGUCUUGAUCAGACACAGAGCAAAUUCUUGGAAUUGGGCAGCGAUGUUGAGACUUACGUGCCCUUCAAAUCCCUCUGCAAGAACACAGCCAGGACUCAGAGCACAGUCCCAGGUAUUGCUGGGGGCAGCUGAGCUGUUUCUGGACAGCAGGACAUAGCUAAGUACAGCUAAUUCUUUGUAUCCACUUUAGUCAGUGCAGCAAAAGGGGCUGGUUGUGGAAUGAAGAAGCUGCUGCUGAGAACAUCAUUCACGAUGCAUGUAUUUUUGGGGCAUUUGCACAAAGUAGGAGUAGUUUGGGGUCAUGGCUCAGUACUCAUCACUGUUUGGAGCAUAUCUUCCUUCUUAAGUUUUCAUCUAAAAGGUUCCAGUUUGUCAUUACUCUGAAAUGUGAAAAGCACAGUAAAUAGGAACAACCAGAACAACCAAGAGAUCUAUCUCAAAACUCGUUUCUCAUCUACAGAAAAAUGCUAAUAUUGCUGAACUGUCAGCUAAGUCAUACAGCAUUCCUUCCAAUUAUCUUGGAAUAACUGAUUUGUUUGGAAAUAACCUUUUUCUUUUGGGGGAAAAAGAGGCAUGGCAAUUAGCUUCUGAAAUAGUCUCUCAAUCCUUGUAUACUUUUUUUUUUUUUUAGAUCACUAAUGAAAAAUUUAUUUCCCCUCUCUCUGAGCUAGUGCUCUUUUAAUUACCUCAAGCUUUUUUUCAGCAAAGAAUGGAAACUUUUAAUAAAGUCUUUUGAUGGCAGAAGCUGAAACCUUGAGAAGAAGCACUGACUACAGUAAGACUUGUACUGAAGUCUGCAGAGCUUGAUAAUGCUCCAAAUGCAUACCCAAGUGCACAUUUGCACAUGCUCACAAUUGGUGAGUUAAACGUGCAAUUGGUGAGUUAAACGUGCAAUUGGUGAGUUAAACGUGCAAUUGGUGAGUUAAACGUGCAAUUGGUGAGUUAAAUGAUUUUAGUCUACUUUCACAGCAACAAGAAGUAAGGUGGAUUGCAGCCUCACCUCCUAAUUAGCUUUAAAUAAUAAAAAAAAAAAAUCAAAAGCCCUGUUCUGUAGAUUGUGUGCAUUUGAAAUCCACAUUUCCAUGGGGCUUAUACCCCUUUUUCUUGGAGUGUCUACAGAAAUACCAAAUUCAACUACCAGAAAGCAAUUCAUCCUUUCAGUUUACCUACAGUGAAAUAAGCAUCUAGGGUAGUUUUUAAAACACACUGGCUAAAUGUGGAUUCAGUUGUUUGUUUCAACAUUAGAAAAGCAUUAAUCAGUGAUAUUGCAUUGACUUCCAAAGGUGUGUAUGCUUUGUGUGCUUGCUUAAAUGACUAACUCUCGUUAGUGAUCCCUAUAAAAGAGCAAAGAAGUUGUUUUAGCAACAUGAAGAAGUAAAUAGUUGAGGUUCUAGAAUUUUUAGUGACGAAACAUUAUGAUAACAUCUAAUUGUUCUUUACAGUUGUCCUCCAUGAAAGGCAAGAAUGGAAAUCUUGCAAGAAUAAUACAGAAGACUAAAGUAAUUUUUAUGUUUGAUAUGUUGAAGAACACAAAGGAAGAAGAAAAGACUGGGAAGAAAUUCAAAGAACAAUUCCCUGUGCAAGUAGAAGCACAUGAAAGCUAUUGAACAGCCUGAGAUGAUAAAUAAAUGAAACAGUGAGAAAGUUCAGCUCACUCAGUCUGGCAAGGAAGAAGCUCAGGAGAGAGCUAGGAGCAGCCUGCAGCUGUUGGAAGGGUAGUACAGCUAAAGCAGAGCCAAGCUCUUCUUGGAACUGUCAGAUGAUUGAUAUAACAGAUUAUUAUGUGGGAGACCAGGUUGAUUGUAAUGAAACACCAUGUUCAUGCUGAAAGAGGUUAAAAUUGGAUCAUUUUGGCUAUAAUGGUGGUCAGCUAUCACCUGAGAAGGCUUUGAAAUGUUCACAUUUAAAGCAGGAGGUCAGUCUAGCUGACCACCAGUGGUCCUUUUCAACAACAACUUAAAAGAUGGCAAGAGAAUACAGUUAGCAAAAAUACUGGUAAGCGGAGACAAAUAAUUGACCUGGAAAAUCUGCUGAGAGGUAUCUCUAGUCUAAUGCCAAGUGUCACUGCAUAUUUUUAUUAGCUAAAGUUGCAAUUUAUAGUUAGCAAAUCAGAAUAUGCUUUGAGAAAUAACUUGGCUACUAAACAUGAAUUACUGAUUUUGCUCAACAGAGCCUCCUCUCAGCUGCUGCACUGCCUUGCUUCAGGAAGUCAUAGGACACAUGCACAUAACUUAACAGGUAUUGGUCUUGUAAGAAGGCCAGGAAAUGCAGGGUGGUCCCAGAGGAACUGAUACAGACAACUUAAACUGUGUUUUUUUUUUCAAAUGUGUCACCCAACUCUGUGGAAAUAGAUUGUUAAUUUAAGUGCUUACCUCCAGGGUCAAAUGUGAUUUUCCAGCACAAUGCCAUAAGUCUGAUGCCUGUAUGGCUAUAGCAAUAGUCUCGUCAGAUCGAAUUCUGACACAGAAGAUGGAAUAGAGGAGCUUUUUAAAUACCUCAUCCUAGGUAGAUUUAAGUUAAUCAUCUGUGCAGUUCUGUACUGUCAAGUGGUGAUCUGGGCUAGAGUUCACUAGUUCUAACAUUACAGGCUGCUACUGCUCAACUCAGAGGAAGGAUGAAGAUGACACCUAACUGGAACCAAACUUCUACUGAAGAGAAGAGUUGGCACCACAGGGCAAUUACGAAUGGACACUUUCAUUUGUCACUAUAGACUGGCCAUAUAUAACUCUUCUGAAAUUUUUUUCAAAACUUAACGGUGGUUUUAGGUCAAUGAGUUUUUUGUUUUAAUGGCUAAGUUCUUUUAGGUUUGUUAUUUACUUAUACCUUUUUCGUAUUUAUAAUACUUUCCCAUUUCAAGUCAUGUAAUCUUCCUCCUUUGGUAAUUCAUCUUUGUCUCUGCUGAAUCUUCAUUCUUGUUCUGGCAGUGCAUCUUUUUCUCUGGUAGAGAAUCUUCCUUUUAGUUCUAAAUAGCUCAAAAAAAAAAAAAAAGACUUCAGAGGCAGUUAAAGUGAAAGGUAGUGCUACGAUAAGACUGUACGAGAUACCCUUCUUUAAUUCCUUCUAUUUAAUGCGUUCUGCUAUGUUUCUAAAUUUGGACUCCGUAGUUAUUCCACUUACGCUCCUGUACUGCCACCAGUGCAAUCUAAGCUUCCUUUAUGGCCUAGUAAAUGAUUCAAACCUGCUAUUUAAUGUAUUAAACCAAUCUUUUAAAAGAUCUAAAACAGCUUUAAAACAUAGCUGAUUGUAGCUACUUGAUACUAUCCCUAUAUAAACCAGCAUCAUAUAUAUAUAUGUGUUCAAAAUCUGGAAACUACGCAUCCAGCAACUGGAACAGGGGCAUGGCAGACAAGUGGAAUUUGGACUGUCUUUGGCAAAGCUUAGUAUUAUAUUACUACUGUAGGGCAAUUACUAUUGUUUCAAUUACAACCCAUCAAUUCAUAUACAUUCAAUUGUAUAGUAGUUACAAAUUACACAGCAAGACUUAAAACUUUCUUUCUUUCUUCUUCAGAAAUACGUCUGACAAGUAUAGAAGCACCUACAAACCAAUAAGAAGCUAUAGCCACUCUGCAAAACCUACCAGUGCCUAACAGCUGAAGCCGAUUGGAACACAUAACAAGACAUGCAAUGUGCUGGAACCUGCCUAUAUUCAGCUUCAGCUCAGGAAACAAUUACUGUAUCUACAGCCAUAGGCUUCAAUACGCAAUUGUAAUAGUAAUUACUGUACUUUUAUUAUGAAGCACAGCAGAAGAUUCACUUUGAGGAAGUCAAGAGGUAAAAACCUAAAUGUGAUUUAUACUUGACAUCUGUGCUGUGCUCCUUGAGUAUUACUGGGCUUCAAAGCUUAAUUAAAACCUUGUGUUGUGGCUUUAAGAAAACCUGAAUAAUAAAACUGAGUAAGCUGUUUAAAAAUA
Gallus gallus (chicken) is the source of this 5309-nucleotide messenger RNA. It is a transcript of the gene CCDC173, whose product is annotated as coiled-coil domain containing 173. Bases 183 to 1001 code for a protein of 272 amino acids. The transcript has 6 exons. The record is from RefSeq and is a predicted model, not a curated record. NCBI's taxonomy places the organism in Eukaryota, Metazoa, Chordata, Aves, Galliformes, Phasianidae.